Molecule: messenger RNA, 1945 nt
Organism: Pezoporus occidentalis (night parrot)
Lineage: Eukaryota; Metazoa; Chordata; Aves; Psittaciformes; Psittacidae
Gene: ING4
Product: inhibitor of growth family member 4
Exons: 8
Coding region: 392-1117 (241 amino acids)
Biological process (GO): positive regulation of apoptotic process; regulation of DNA-templated transcription
Cellular component (GO): nucleus
Source: RefSeq, a predicted model, not a curated record
CCUGGCAGACACCAUACCCUGCAUGUGCACUCAGUAGUAAAAGGCAGGCUGGGGAAUGACUCCUGAACAGGAGGAUCUCUGACCUAGAAGUGGCUCAUGAUGGAUGGUCAUGAAAGUGGGUCUGGCACGGAGGAGCGAAGAGCACGGAGCCACGCGUUUAACUUCACUGUUUCGUCAGUUUGUCAGUUGUUAAGUUUGUGCCAUAAUCAUUUUACAGCAAAGGCAGUCUCUGUAGCACAGCAGAAGGUUCUCGUGGCGAGUUACACGGUGAAUGGAGACUAGAGUGCCGUAACAAACUAACAGCACUUCCUCCCCAGAUUAUCCGCCGGGAGUGCCCAGGAGACACCUCCGUAGCCUCCAAAAGACGAAGCCCGUUUCUUUUACUGCGGAGAUGAAGGCAGCAGGUAUUGAGAACCUGCCAUUUGAAUUGCAGAGAAACUUCCAGCUCAUGCGAGACCUGGAUCAGAGGACAGAAGACCUCAAGUCGGAGAUCGAUAAGUUGGCCACAGAGUAUAUCAGCAAUGCACGGACUUUGUCUUCGGAGGAAAAACUGGGGCUUCUCAAGCAAAUCCAGGAGGCCUAUGGGAAAUGCAAGGAAUUUGGGGACGACAAGGUUCAGCUGGCUAUGCAGACCUAUGAGAUGGUUGAUAAGCACAUCCGUCGGCUGGACACAGACCUCGCUCGCUUUGAAGCAGACCUGAAGGAGAAGCAGAUAGAGUCGAGUGACUAUGACAGUUCUUCCAGCAAGGGCAAGAAGAAGGGCCGAGCCCAAAAAGAGAAGAAAGCUGCCCGUGCUCGCUCUAAAGGGAAAAACUCUGAUGAGGAAGCACCAAAAGCUACCCAAAAGAAACUGAAGCUUGUCCGCACUAGCACAGAGUAUGGGAUGCCUUCAGUCACCUUUGGAAAUGUGCACCCUUCGGAUGUAUUGGAUAUGCCAGUCGAUCCCAAUGAGCCUACUUACUGCCUCUGCCACCAGGUUUCCUAUGGGGAGAUGAUUGGCUGCGACAACCCAGAUUGUUCCAUUGAAUGGUUUCAUUUUGCCUGUGUGGGUCUGACAACAAAACCAAGAGGAAAAUGGUUCUGCCCUCGCUGUUCCCAGGAGAGGAAGAAGAAGUAAAAUCCCAUGAGCCCUAAGUCCUGCUGCAGGAGCUUUCUUCCCCCUGUCAGGGCCUCGUCCCAGCUCCCCCAGCCCUUGAGGCCUUGGCUGGGGGGAGUCUUGCCCUGUUUGUGGUUUGGGCCCUCCCUGGAAUGGUGUGUACCCUCACGGUGGCUUCUGUGUUCUGUAUCCCUGGGUGCUUCCGAAUCCCUAAGAAAAGCCCUCUCUGUGUACUAUUCCAAACAGGUCUCUGAGCCUCAAAGGGAAUGAAUGAGGGCACCAGGGUAGCCACCAGAUUCCCAGGGAUUCAGGUAGCCCCUGAUUUUCCUUCGCUUUCCUUCAGCCUCCUCAGAGUUCAUUGCCUACUCUCUGCUUAGAGAACAAGGCUAUGGGAUGGGGGAAGGAAAGGAGGUAAGUCUUCAGCAUUUUAGGUCUUUGAUUUUCCUGGAUUUUUUUCAGGAGAGAGGGAGUAACCAGGCCACUUCUUAAUCUAGUGGGCUGGUUGAGAGACUGCAAACCUAAUGUACUCCCUAUCUUUAAUCAUUCCACUACUGGCAUUGAGCAGCCUCUUUUGUUGGGGAGAGCAGGAGGAAGAGAGAGUGUUUAGAACUAGCUUUGUCUCUCUUAUUCCUGGGGUAAAACCUGCGGGUCUGGGAAACACAUAGUGUGAAGGAGGAAGAAUUUCUGACCACACAGGGAGAAACGGCUUGAUCUAGCCUGUCUUCCAGCUCCAAAAUUCUGCCUUCCUUAUUGUGCAGUGGUGCUUCUCCAUUAUGUUGAUGAUGGGAAGUUUGGGGAUUCAGAUCCCACUUGUAUAAUACAGAGUUAAAUAAAGUUCAUUGAAACAAA